Molecule: messenger RNA, 1780 nt
Organism: Cuscuta europaea
Lineage: Eukaryota; Viridiplantae; Streptophyta; Magnoliopsida; Solanales; Convolvulaceae
Source: the annotation of a GenBank genome assembly
CCGAACUCCGAAGCAUUAUUCUUCUCUUCUCUUCUUUAUUUAAUUAAUUAAUUUAUUAAUUCCUGCAAAGCUAGCCGUUACCGCUCUGCUCUGUCGUCUACAGUCCCUUCCCCUCCUCCGCCUCUCUUCUUCUCUCGCAGAGAGAAUCAUUCACUGCUAUUCCAUUUCGCUCCCAAAGCUCAAGUUUCAGUUUUUCUUGUAGUAAGAAAAGGAAAGAAAAUGGAUUCAACGCCACCAAGGAGGAAGAGCGGGAUUAAUCUCCCAUCUUCGAUGAACGAAACAUCUCUUCGGCUCGAUGCAUUAUCUACACCAAGGAGCUCGCCUUCUCGGGCCAAAACGAAUUUACCCUCUCCGAUGUCGAUGUCCCCGAGGACUCUGUCGAACCUGUCGUCCUCCCCGUCGUCGAAAUCUGCGAGCUGUAGCGACAGGUUCAUCCCGUGUAGAUCCUCGUCGAGGCUUCACGCGUUUGGUCUGGUAGACAAAGCAUCGCCGGUGAAGGAGGGAGGAGGGAACGAGGCCUACACGAGGUUAUUGAGAUCUGAGCUUUUCGGUGCUGACUUUGGUUCCUUUUCUUCUCCUGCAGGUAACAAGGGGUCGCCCAUGAGUCCAAGCAAAAAUAUUCUAAGAUUCAAGACUGAGCAUUCCGGCCCUAACUCUCCCUACUCGCCUUCAGUUUUGGGGAUCAACAAUGGCCUCUCCGACGAGGUUACAACUCCUCCUAAGCCUCCCAGGAAGGUCCCCAAAACUCCCCAUAAGGUGUUGGAUGCACCAGCGCUUCAAGAUGAUUUCUAUCUUAAUCUGGUUGAUUGGUCAUCUCAGAAUGUUCUUGCUGUUGGGUUGGGAACGUGUGUGUAUUUAUGGACUGCAACAAAUUGUAAAGUGACAAAGCUGUGUGACUUGGGACCUAGUGAUAGUGUCUGUUCAGUACAGUGGACUAGGGAAGGUUCUUACAUAUCAAUAGGGACAAGUCUCGGUCAAGUUCAGGUCUGGGAUGGAACUCAGUGCAAGAAAGUUAGAACAUUUAGUGGGCAUCAAACAAGAACAGGAGUUCUAGCAUGGAGUUCUCGCAUAUUAUCUUCUGGUAGUAGAGAUCGGAAUAUCCUUCAACAUGAUCUCCGUGUCCCAAAUGACUUUGUGAGCAGGCUCGUUGGUCAUAAAUCUGAGGUGUGUGGGCUGAAGUGGUCUCAUGAUGACAGAGAACUGGCGUCAGGGGGCAAUGACAAUCAGCUACUGGUGUGGAAUCUGCAUUCACAACAGCCAACACUGAGACUAACAGAACACACUGCUGCUGUGAAAGCCAUCACCUGGUCUCCUCACCAAACCGGCCUUCUUGCAUCUGGAGGAGGAACCGCAGAUCGUUGCAUUCGCUUCUGGAACACUAGUAAUGGCAAUCAACUUAACAGCGUUGAUACUGGAAGCCAGGUUUGCAACCUGGCAUGGAGUAAAAAUGUUAAUGAAUUAGUUAGCACUCAUGGAUACUCCCAAAAUCAAGUUAUGGUGUGGAAGUACCCCUCAAUGUCGAAGGUGGCGACUCUGACUGGCCACAGCUUGCGGGUGCUUUAUCUAGCUAUGUCCCCAGAUGGUCAGACAAUUGUGACUGGAGCUGGAGAUGAGACUCUCAGAUUUUGGAAUGUCUUCCCUUCUGUAAAAACACCUACUCCGGUCAAAGACACGGGACUGUGGUCUUUGGGAAGAACAUAUAUUAGAUGACAACAGACUCUUCUCUCUGGUUGCUUUUGUAAAUUGAAAUUUAAUGUCUAACAUGUAGCGUCCACAUUGU